AAAGGUAAAACCCUCCAAAUCCUUCCUCCUUUUCUAAAACCUCCACCCUUUUCUUUGUUCUCCCCCCUGCAGCCGCGCGCCGUCGCCCCCAUCUCGCCCUCCUAUAGCUCUGCUGCAUUCGCACGCCGGCACGCCACUCUCGUAGCCGUAAGACUGCUUCCGUGUUCUUCUGCAGCUUCUCGUGGUAAGCUCCACACUCAGUCUUCCACGCCUCUCCAUGGUGAAGGCUUACCUCCGAUACGAGCCUGCGGCGGCUUUCGGAGUGAUCGUCUCCAUUGAUUCCAAUAUUACAUACGAUAGUUCCGGAAAGCAUCUCAUAGCUCCAGCUCUUGAAAAGAUUGGAGUCUGGAAUGUUCGUCAAGGUGUCUGCACCAAGAAUUUAAUACCUACUCAGGGCUCUCGUGGUCCUUCUCUUGCUGUUACGGCCGUCGCCUCGGCUCCAUCUUUUCUGAUCGCGAGUGGGUAUGCUGAUGGUAGUAUAAGAAUUUGGAAUGCUGAUAAAGGAACCUGUGAGACUACUUUACAUGGACAUAAAGGGGCCGUUACCGUCCUUAGGUACAACAAGCUUGGUUCUAUGCUUGCAUCUGGAAGCAAAGAUAACGAUAUUAUACUGUGGGAUGCUGUUGGCGAGACAGGCCUCUUUCGCCUCCGUGGCCAUCGUGAUCAGGUAACUGAUCUAAUAUUUCUAGAUUCAAGUAAAAAACUCGUCAGUUCUUCCAAAGACAAGUUUUUAAGGGUGUGGAAUCUUGAAACACAGCACUGUAUGCAAAUAGUUGGUGGGCAUCAUAGUGAAAUUUGGUCAAUGGACAUUGAUCCAGAUGAGCGGUUUUUAGUUACUGGAUCUGCUGAUCAGGAACUUCGUUUUUUCACAACUAAACAUGAUUUGGUGGCUGGUAAGUCUGUCGAUGAAUCUAAUGCAAAUGGUUCCGAGAAGGAUAGAGAUAAAUCCACUCAAAGCAAAUGGGAAGUUCUAAAACUGUUUGGUGAAAUUAUGCGACAAAGUAAGGAUAGAGUUGCUACUGUGAGAUUUAACAAGUCUGGAAAUUUGUUGGCCUGUCAAGUGGCAGGAAAGACUGUUGAGUUAUUCAAUGUUUUGGACGAAACUGAAGCCAAGCAUAAAGCAAAACGUCGUAUUAAGCGGAAGAAAGAAAAGAAAGCUGGAAAGGGAGAACCGGAUGUAAUUGAAAAUGGCGAGACAAAUCAUGCUACUGGAGAAGAAGGAAGUGGCUCCAUUAUUACAGUUCCUGACGUAUUUAAGCUACUCCACACAAUUCGGGCUAGCAAGAAAAUUUGUUCCAUUUCUUUCUGUCCAAUUCCAAAAAAAUCGCUGUCCACAUUAGCAUUAUCUUUGAACAAUAAUUUAUUAGAGUUUUAUUCAGUUGAAAGCAGCGCAGUUACGAAAUUACAUUCUAUUGAACUCCUGGGGCACCGUUCGGAUGUCAGAAGUGUAACACUUAGUUCCGAUAAUUCUCUUUUGAUGUCCACUAGUCACAAUGCUGUAAAAAUUUGGAAUCCAAGUACUGGUUCUUGUCUUCGUACUAUUGAUUCUGGAUACGGGCUUUGUGGUUUAAUAAUUCCUCAAAACAAGUAUGCAAUUGUUGGAAACAAAAGUGGGGCUAUAGAAAUUUUGGACAUUGCAAGUGGCAGUUGCAUCGAAGUUGUAGAAGCUCAUGGUGGCGCAAUACGGUCAAUUGUGGGUUUACCAAAUGAAAAUGGAUUUGUCACUGCUAGCGCUGACCAUGACAUUAAGUUUUGGGAGUAUCAUAUUGAAAAAAAAUCGGAUCAAGAGCCUAAAACCCUUUCUAUAACGUUUGUGAGGAGUAUGAAGAUGAAUGAUGAUGUUCUUGUUGCUGCUGUUAGUCCUGAUGCCAAAUAUAUUGCUGCAGCACUGUUGGAUUCCACAGUGAAGGUCUUCUUUAUGGAUACCUUCAAAGUUUUCCGUACUUUAUUUGGUCACAAGCUACCUGUUCUGUGCAUGGAUGUCUCGUCAGAUGGAGAUUUGUUAGUGACUGGCUCUGCAGACAAAAAUUUGAAGAUUUGGGGUUUGGACUUUGGUGAUUGUCACAAGUCUAUUUUUGCUCAUUCUGAUAGUGUCAUGGCUGUUCAGUUUGUGAAGAAAACUCACUAUGUGUUCAGUGUUGGAAAGGACCGUCUUGUAAAGUAUUGGGAUGCUGACAAAUUUGAGUUACUUUUAACGCUUGAGGGGCAUCAUGCUGAUGUUUGGUGUCUUGCUAUCAGCAACCGUGGUGAUUUCAUAGUCACAGGAUCUCAUGAUCGAUCCAUACGUCGUUGGGAUCGAACUGAAGAACCAUUUUUCAUAGAGGAAGAGAAAGAAAAGCGGCUGGAAGAAAUGUUUGAGUCUGACCUUGACAAUGCAUUUGAGAACAGGUUUGUUCCCAGUGAAGAAGUUCCAGAGGAGGGUGCAGUUGCUUUGGCUGGGAAAAAGACUCAAGAAACUAUUUCGGCUACAGACUUAAUUAUAGAUUCUCUGGACAUGGCAGAGGCAGAAAGCAAGCGUAUGGCUGAAAAUGAGGAGGAGAAGAGAAAUGGGAAAGCUGUUCAUUUUGAGCCAAAUGCUAUGAUGCUUGGCCUCUCACCAUCUGAUUACGUUCUCCGAGCCCUUUCAAAUGUUCACACAAAUGAUUUAGAGCAGACAUUAUUGGCUUUACCAUUCUCUGAUUCUCUGAAGCUUCUAUCUUACUUGAAAGAUUGGACUUCCAAACCCGACAAGGUUGAGCUCAUUUGCAGGAUAUCUACAGUUUUGUUGCAGACACACCACAAUCAGCUUGUUACUACCCCUGCUGCAAGACCUGCGUUGACUAUUUUAAGAGACAUUCUUUACGCUAGAAUCAAGGAAUGCAAAGACACCAUUGGUUUCAACUUAGCAGCGAUGGAUCAUCUCAAGCAACUAAUGGCCAUGAGAUCUGACGCACUAUUUCAAGACGCUAAAUUGAAGCUGCAAGAAAUUCGUUCCCAAAAUUCAAAGCGUUUGGAGAUGAGGACAGAUAUAAGACGAGGAAAGAGAAAUAAAAAGAACAAGUAAAUCCACUGUCCCACUUGCUUGGGUAUAAGUUGGCUCCUACCUGUUACUUCGGCACUUUGUGUAGAGUGGGUGCUGUUCUGCAGGAAGAUACGGAAGAUUGUAAGAUGAUCGCUCACCAAGAUCGAUGGACAGCAGCAUUGUAGAGGUGAAUUCUGCAAGGAGGCUGAAAUGGCCGUACGCAUACCCCUAAUCAGCACAAAAUAGGCAUUGAGGAGAGUUUGUAAGAUAUCCCUUCACAAUCUUGAUCUUACUAUUAUAAGAGCAAGAAAUUCUCUGCAAUUUUGUUAUAAUGUUAUUAUGUUUACCUAGAAAUGCUGUUUAAGUUACAUGUAGGUGAGUUAGUUGUGGAAUUUUAUUUUUACUUUCAUUUAUUGAGGGAAUAUUGGAAGUGCUUACAUAGCU
Molecule: messenger RNA, 3445 nt
Organism: Cucurbita maxima (winter squash)
Lineage: Eukaryota; Viridiplantae; Streptophyta; Magnoliopsida; Cucurbitales; Cucurbitaceae
Product: WD repeat-containing protein 3-like
Exons: 12
Coding region: 218-3043 (941 amino acids)
Biological process (GO): maturation of SSU-rRNA
Cellular component (GO): small-subunit processome; Pwp2p-containing subcomplex of 90S preribosome
Molecular function (GO): protein binding; snoRNA binding
Source: RefSeq, a predicted model, not a curated record